AUGGCAUCAGACAAUGGUACUAAUUUUGUUGGCGCCGAGAAGGAGCUCCGCAUCGCAUUUCAACGGUGCAUCUCAGAUGACAAACUUCAAUCUUUCUUUGCGGAUUCAAAUAUUGAAUGGCGUUUUAAUCCACCGGCCGCACCUCAUAUGGGAGGGUAUUGGGAAGCAGGCGUAAAACGUAUUAAGUAUCAUCUGAAACGCGUGCUGGGCGAAACGUUGCUGUCAUACGAAGAGUUUAACACCGUGCUGACAGACGUAGAAGCCUGCGUAAACUCCCGCCCGCUAUGUGACAUUUCUUCAGAUGCUGGUGACCUAGAAGUCCUUACUCCUGGGCAUUUCAUUGUGGGUGAACCGCUGAAGUCAAUCCCAGAACCUGAGGGUCAAGG
Rhagoletis pomonella (apple maggot) is the source of this 386-nucleotide messenger RNA. RefSeq lists its product as uncharacterized. The transcript has a single exon. Gene Ontology annotation, molecular function: nucleic acid binding. The annotation marks the transcript as partial. Lineage: Eukaryota; Metazoa; Arthropoda; Insecta; Diptera; Tephritidae. The record is from RefSeq and is a predicted model, not a curated record. Gene Ontology annotation, biological process: DNA integration.